CCAGCGACAACACCAACACCAAACCUACCUCUCAUCAACAUCCUUCCAGAACCGCAACCAUGUCUGAGCGAAAGGUCCUAACGAAAUACUACCCCCCGGACUUCGAUCCCAGCGCGAUCACGCGGGUACCGAAACACCUCCGGAAGACAGGGCCGAAGGUGAUCACGGUGCGACUGAUGGCGCCGUUCUCAAUGAAGUGCGAGAAGUGCGGCGAAUUCAUCUACAAAGGCCGAAAAUUCAACGCGCGAAAAGAAACGACGGCCGAAAAAUACUUCUCAAUCCCCAUCUACAGAUUCUACAUCCGAUGCACGCGCUGCAGCGGGGAGAUCACGUUCGUGACGGACCCCAAGAACAUGGAUUACCGGGCGGAGCGAGGGGCGAAGCGGAACUUCGAGCCGUGGCGCGAUACCUCUCAACUGCCGAACCACGACGAGACGGAGCAGGAGACGCUGGAUCGGUUGGAGCGGGAGGAGAACGAGGAGGCGGAGCAGGAGGAGCGCGAUAAGAUGGCGGAGUUGGAGGAGAAGAUGCUGGACAGUAAGCGGGAGAUGGCGAUUGCGGAUGCGUUGGAUGAGAUACGGACUCGGAAUGCGCGGAUGGAGCGGACGGAGGCGCUUGGGGAGGAGAGCGCUUUGACGGCGUUGGAUCGCGCGAGGGAGGUGAAGGAUGAGGAGGCGCUGCGCGCGGAGAGGGAGAUUGAGGAGGCGGCGCGGCGCGCGUUCAUGACGGAGGAUGGGGAGCGGGUUAAGCGCUUGGUGGUGGAUUAUGAGGACGAUGAUCUUGGUGAUACUGGAGGCCGCAGUAGCAGCAGCACAAGCGCUCCUCCGGUUAAGAAUACCCCCUUCGAUGAGGCCACACCCUCUGCCAUGGCCGCUCCGCCGCCUUCGUUCGCCCGCGUCAAGAAAGCCAAGAAGCCCUUGGCCAAUAGCUUGGGCAUCAAGAAGAAGGCCAAGCCGUCCUUGGUGUAAACCACCCUCAUCUCAAGGCUCUUCUUGCUUGGCUCUUUCAAAAUGGCGUUCGGUUACAUCGUGAAGCAUGGGGCUUUUUCACUACGAACUUUAUGAUCACUCGCAUAUAGGUUAUUCAAGGUCUUGAACCUGUGCCGUCCAAAUCUAAUUCAUCUCAUGC
Molecule: messenger RNA, 1128 nt
Organism: Aspergillus homomorphus CBS 101889
Lineage: Eukaryota; Fungi; Ascomycota; Eurotiomycetes; Eurotiales; Aspergillaceae
Product: Saf4/Yju2 family protein
Exons: 3
Coding region: 60-968 (302 amino acids)
Biological process (GO): mRNA splicing, via spliceosome
Cellular component (GO): U2-type catalytic step 1 spliceosome
Source: RefSeq, a predicted model, not a curated record